CAAAGCAUCGAGAAUUUGGUUAUGGUACUAGUAUAGAUGAAAAGAAAGCCUUCGAAUACUAUUUACAAGUUUAUAAUGAUAGUAACUCAAAUUACAGAGAAAAUGCCAGAAAUCAUUUAAUGUACUGUUAUUAUUAUGGUAUUGGUACUGAUAAAGAUGAUAGUAAAGUUCUUCAACUUUAUAAACUUAAUUUGGACAAAAAAAAAAAAAUUGGUCAGAACUCCAAAAUCCUUGUGUAA
Molecule: messenger RNA, 239 nt
Organism: Dentiscutata erythropus
Lineage: Eukaryota; Fungi; Glomeromycota; Glomeromycetes; Diversisporales; Gigasporaceae
Source: the annotation of a GenBank genome assembly